UAUUUUAACCUCUAUUUCGCACCAUAUCCCCGAAUUUUAUGUAUUUUUUAUUAAAAUUUUCGUAAAUUACAGACGUAAUUUAAGUGAAAUGUUCAAAAACACGUUCCAGAGCGGAUUCCUCUCCAUUCUGUACAGCAUCGGCAGCAAACCGCUUCAAAUUUGGGACAAAAAGGUGAAAAAUGGUCACAUCAAACGAAUCACCGACGAAGAUAUCCAGUCUCUAGUCUUGGAAAUAGUCGGUUGUAAUGUUAGUACGACUUAUAUCACUUGUCCGGCAGAUCCACGUAAGACUCUGGGUAUAAAAUUGCCUUAUUUGGUGAUGAUAGUAAAAAAUCUGAAGAAGUACUUCACGUUCGAGGUUCAGAUAUUAGACGACAAGAAUGUUAGACGAAGGUUUAGGGCUAGUAAUUACCAAUCAACCACCAGAGUAAAGCCUUUUAUCUGCACUAUGCCCAUGCGGCUUGACGAAGGCUGGAAUCAAAUACAAUUUAACGUAGCUGACUUCACAAGGAGAGCCUACGGUACAAACUACGUAGAAACCUUAAGGGUACAGGUCCACGCAAACUGCAGAAUACGUAGGGUUUACUUCUCAGACAGAUUGUAUUCGGAGGACGAGCUUCCAGCUGAAUUUAAGUUAUUUUUACCUAUUCAGAAUAAAACCAGAACCAGUGUGGCAGCUAAUAGCUAAUGUUAGCUAAAUUUAUAGACAGUAUUAAGAGACUGUAAGUCUUCUUUUUGUACUUUUUUUUUCUUUAUGAAUAAUAUGAAAUGGUGCCUUGUGUUUUGUGUGUAUUUUUUUGAAGUAUAGUUUCAAAUAAGCACAAAAUUAUUUUUGUUUCGAUGUAAAUUUUAUUUAUGUAUAAUAAAAAA
Molecule: messenger RNA, 870 nt
Organism: Sitophilus oryzae (rice weevil)
Lineage: Eukaryota; Metazoa; Arthropoda; Insecta; Coleoptera; Curculionidae
Gene: Bug22
Product: cilia- and flagella-associated protein 20
Exons: 2
Coding region: 89-688 (199 amino acids)
Biological process (GO): cilium assembly; regulation of cilium beat frequency involved in ciliary motility; positive regulation of cell motility
Cellular component (GO): ciliary basal body; motile cilium
Source: RefSeq, a predicted model, not a curated record